AUGGUGGAGUCUAACGCGUGCAGCAGCAAAUGCAGUCGUAACUCUGUGUGUAACGGCGAGACACCAGAAAAAACUCUUAUGUCAAAACGUCGACGCCAUAAGACGGUUCAUUUCGGCGACAAUCUUUUAUUACAAGUGUGUGCGAACGCGAAUUUGACUUCACACGUUUCAUAUACGAAAAUGGAACCCAAUGUCCAGCAACUAUUCAGCUUCAUCGAAACUGUGUUAAGCGCCUGGGUUGCAGAAGAAGGCUUGACAUCACAGGGGGAGGUCAGCGAAAUGGACGAGAAAGAAAUGCAAAGAAGAAGGUAUAAAAAACAUUGUGCAAAAGUAAAAAAGUUGGAUAUUCGAAGACUUGUUAUGGAAGUGGCCAAACUAGAUGGGUCCAGGUUUCUUGGUAACUUGAGGUAUAGGCAUAUGCAUUGGAAAGGAAAUCCAGACGCAGAGGGAUGCAAUGAACUAUUUUUAAGAAAGGAGAAAACAACAAGAGACAACAACAAGAGCAAAGUUACUAGAUUAACAGAAGAUGAAUUCUACUCUAGACCUAAUUCUAGAGAACACUUAAAAAUAAACUAUCAACUAAACAUAGAAUGCAUGGGUGAGUUAACUUAUUCCCUAAAAAAUAUUACACUUAGUAGCUAA
This is a messenger RNA of Diabrotica balteata, 642 nucleotides long. The record is from the annotation of a GenBank genome assembly. NCBI's taxonomy places the organism in Eukaryota, Metazoa, Arthropoda, Insecta, Coleoptera, Chrysomelidae.